This is a messenger RNA of Lolium perenne, 2375 nucleotides long. RefSeq lists its product as uncharacterized. Gene Ontology annotation, molecular function: ADP binding. The record is from RefSeq and is a predicted model, not a curated record. NCBI's taxonomy places the organism in Eukaryota, Viridiplantae, Streptophyta, Magnoliopsida, Poales, Poaceae.
AGCGACAGCCCUCCUUCGCUGGCUCGCUGCGGCAGAAGGCAGGCGAGCGCCGGCUCUAGCCCGACGCCCACGCCGACGCCCACGCCGACGCCGGCUUGCCGCCCCCGUCCUCCCCGGACCGCUCGACCCCGUCCCUGGCUCCCUGUCCCCCGCCUCCUAUCCUCCGCGCGACCGUCGGCCCGCCCGCCCGAUUCCGCACAUGCGGGAAUGAUGGAGGAGGUCGGCUCUGAUGGCACGGCGGCGGAAGGCGCCGGCAGCCAAGGCACCGGGGAGGGGGAGAGAGCCAGCCCGACGGCACCGCCGGCUCUGCCACCGCCUCCUCGGCCCUCCCUCUUAAGGCGCACUGGACAUCAUCAGAAACCCUCCACGGUGGCUGUGAUGGAUGUGGGGUGGAGGAAGAAAUGGGGGGCGGGUACGGGCAUUUUCAUCGUGCUCAUGCUUGUCAUGUCUGCCAUCCCGCAUGAAGAUGACUGCCACGACUUCGCCGACCAACGCAAACUUUUCCUUGGGAUCCCUAAUACGCUGAAUGUGGUCUCAACAUUCUGUUUCUUUUUUGUCGGUCUCGCUGGGCUCAUCCUUAACCACUGCAAAAGCUACUCUAGGCUAAGCUCACACCGUGGUCUCUUCACACUUAUCUUUGUUGGCAUCAUAGCUGUUUGUUUUGGUUCAUCCUGUUACCAUCUCAACCCGAAAAAUGCCACCCUAUUUUGGGAUACAUUGCUAAUGAUGAUCACUUUCACAUCUUUCGAGGCCAUUUUUGUUAUGGAAAGGUUUGAUGAUUGGGCAGGAACAAAGUCCAUUGCAUCAACAAGCUACUGGUUAUGGGCAGCAGGAUUUUACGUCCUUGCGAGACUAGAAGAGGUCGCAGACAAACCAAUUUACAGGUGGACGCUUCAAAUUGUUAGUGGGCAUACUCUUGGUCAUUUAUGUGCUGCGAUGGCACCUCUUUUUCUGAUUCUCAUGUUAGCAAAAAGGACAAGGCCAACUGAACCAGAAAGACACAGGAUUCCAGUUCAACUAAAGCUUACUUUCAUGGUCUGCUUAUUGGUGCCCAAGAUGAUCUGCUUAUGGGUGCCCAAGAUACAGGUUAGUGCCAUCAUGUAUGAAAUGAGCAUUCUGAUGUGGGAGUUCGGUGCUUGGUAUGUGGCUCGUUCCGUUAACCAGACAAAGAUCUCCGAGGAGCGAGCAGUAGAAACCCCAAUUCGUGCUCGGCAAAGAGUGCCACGUAUCCGUGGCCUUCUGGGAAUGGACAUUUACAAGAAUAAGGUGCUUGAAUUCUUGCAGAGUGAGCGAUCGGAUGAGUCAGUCUUUGGUUUGUGGGGCACGUCGGGUGUUGGCAAGACACGGCUGCUCUCGCUCAUUGCUGAUAGCUAUUGUGAUUCAUUUUGUCACGUCAUACCUCUUGAUGGUGGCAGUAGCGUGCGUGUUAUGCAGAAUCAUCUCGCGUAUUUCUCGAAUAUGGAUUGGAAGAGGAUGUCGUUGGCAGAUGAGCAGUGCCGAGCUAAAGCUAUCAGUGAGUGGCUGGAGCACCACAGUUUUUUGGUCCUGUUAGAUGACGUGCAAGAUGGAUAUUACCCAGACUUGAGAGCUGUCGGUUUGCCAAUGACUCUUGGGCGCCGGCAAAAAGUUGUUCUUACCUCGAGGAGCCAGGUAGUAUGUCGUCACAUGGGAUGCACCAUAUCAAACACUCUGGAGAUGAAGUGCCUUGGGGAGGAAGAUGCUUGGAGCCUCUUCAAGUACAAUGCUGGAGUGGAAAUCACAGAGGCUGAUGACGAAAUUUUCGAGUUUGCAAAACAGAUGGUUUCGGCAUGUGAAGGGUUGCCUAGAGCCAUACAUGCCAUUGGCAUAGGUGUUGCUGGAGCGACUUGCCGUGGCAAGCAUCCAGCUGAUUGGCGGUAUGCCUACAAGCGUUUCAAGGCUAAAAACCUGCCACCCGAGCGAAUGGAGGAGAUCGUGGCUGUUCUGGUUUAGGCAACUUGUGUCUCGCAGCAUUGGCUUGCCGGAGCUGGGGAGAUUUGGUUUGGGGCUCGUUUUUCUCGUUGCUGUUACAAUCAAGAGCGAAGAGUUGAAUGUUGGUUUGAUGGAUGCCUGAUUGUACAUAUGAUCGUGUUUUAGGAUACUAAUUUGCAGUGACAAGCCAGCCUGCAGCCGGCUCUGUAUGUACUAUGUAGUCUGCAUCUAUGUGACAGGAGGCUGAAGAUAGUUUGCCAAGCAAGGGGGCUAGUAUUGACUUGGCAGUCUGUGAUGAGCAUGUUGCUCCAUUUUCUUACUAUUUUAGGCACUUGUAGUGAGAUAAUGAUGCUGCAAUGGAAGGGAGGGGCUGUGUUCUGAGAUAAUCCUGCUGUCGCAGAAGUGUUGCUCGUGAGACGCUGCUA